AGCCGGAGGAUACCUCAGCCAGUGCAGGAGAGAAAAUCCGCACAGAAACAAGCGCGUCACCAUGAGUGAGACCAAAGGAUCUGCAGCAAUUGGUGGAAACAGCAAAACAUCUGGAGGGCAAGAUGCAUCCAAGAAGGAUGUUCCAGAGGACUUUGACAUCGACAUGGAUGCCCCUGAAACAGAAAAGGCAGCUGUUGCCAUCCAGUCACAGUUCAGGAAGUUCCAGAAGAAGAAGAAUGAAGAAAAGUCCUAGUGGCUCCAGACAGAACCUCUCCUGAUUGGCGCACCAGAGAGGUGUGACCUGAUGCUGCAUGUGAAAGAAUUUAAUUCUCUACAGACUCAAGGAGUGAGGUGUGGCCGGAGCAAAGACACAACCUUUCAACUUUUGGGAAACAUCAUUAUGCAAUUUAUUUGUCAACUACUGUAUCAAAAAAGUCCGUUAU
Messenger RNA from Neoarius graeffei (lesser salmon catfish), 443 nucleotides. RefSeq names its product Purkinje cell protein 4b (gene pcp4b). The record is from RefSeq and is a predicted model, not a curated record. Gene Ontology annotation, molecular function: calcium ion binding; calmodulin binding. Gene Ontology annotation, cellular component: cytoplasm. The transcript is spliced from 3 exons. Bases 62 to 253 code for a protein of 63 amino acids. Lineage: Eukaryota; Metazoa; Chordata; Actinopteri; Siluriformes; Ariidae.